AUGGGCCACGCUGUCCACGCUCAGCUCGCGGCGCAGAAACCCGCGGAGGUGCUCACGGCGAUGGCGAGCACGUACGCCAAGUGCCGCCAGCCCCGCGACGCGCGCAUGGUGUUCGACAAUAUGCCUGUCCCAGACCACGUUGCCUGGAACGCGCUCGUUGUGCAGUACGUGAGGAAUGGGAUCACUAUUGCAGUCAUGGCGUUGGUGGUUCAGAACGGGGAGCGGCCUGACUCCGUCAUGCUCGUGUCCAUGCUGAUCGGCUGCGCUGACGCCCAGGAACUUGGGGUCUGCCGUGAGGUGCACACUUUUGCUGUCGGCACCACUGAGGCUCUGGCACAUUUCAAGGCGAUGGUGGGGAAGGGCAUGGAUGUGACUGAUGUGUCUGUAAUGGCAGCAUUGCAUGCUUGUGGCGAGCUUGUGUAUCUUGAUCAGGGAGCUAUUUGUGAGGAUUGGACUGGAGUCAAAUGUGCCAGUGAUGAACGCGGAGAUCACCAUGUACUCCCAAGUGCAAGAGGACCGACCUUGCUGCUGGUUGCCAGCUUCACGCGGGAUGGAAGGUCAGAUGAUGCGAGGAGGCUCUUCUUCAGUAUGCAGCUUGCAAAUAUGAAACCUGAUUCGUUUACUCUGGCAAUUGCAAGUUGCACAUGA
Messenger RNA from Aegilops tauschii subsp. strangulata, 648 nucleotides. Lineage: Eukaryota; Viridiplantae; Streptophyta; Magnoliopsida; Poales; Poaceae. The record is from RefSeq and is a predicted model, not a curated record.